UAUGAUCUUUUGCCAAUUGUUUUCUGACACGUCACCAUUUUCCCGCUCAAACUCAAAUAAUCCCAAUAUAAAAACUCGCAGUUGUGAAAUUAUUUUAUAUUCAUAACGAACCCAGCAGCUCUGCUCUCAUCUCUCUCUCUCUCUCCUCUCUCUCUCUCUCACACACACACACCUUUCCGGAGUCACUGCAUUUUGAUUGCCCCCAAAAUUUCGAAACCUCAAUAUUAGGUCGUCGGAAAUUUGUAGCCGUUGAUAUUUGCUGAAGAUUCUCUGCUCGCUAUCGUCGAUUGACUCUCUCUCUCCUCCCCCCUUUUCUUCCUCUCACUGCAUUUUGAAUUUCACCGCCUCAAUCGGAGUAAAAUUCAGGUUCACGGCGGAGUUGAUUGACGGCGUGCGCGGCUGUCUGUGCGAGAAACAAAAGGCCGCAAACGUUACGAAUUGAUUGCAAGGUGACGGACCGAACAUUAACGGGAGAAGGAUAUUCUGUUCGACUGCAUGAAGGAAAAUCUGCUGCUGAUUUUGGCUGCUGAAAAUAGUUUAGCGUAGGAGAUGGCUCCACCGAUUCCCGUUAUGGUUAAGAUCAACGAUUCCCCCGUUUAUCGAGUUGGAAGAAAACUGGGGGAAGGAGGGUUUGGCAAAGUGUACGCCGGUCGUAGAGACGACGCAACAGAUGAGAACAUAAAAACAGGUCCAGAUGCUGCUGAGUUUGCCUUGAAGUUUGAACGUCGAAGCAGCACAACCGUUAGAAAUGGAGUAUCUGAUGAAUGGAAUGUCUACGAAGUACUUGAGGGAUGUUAUGGGAUACCGCGUGUAUAUUUCAAAGGAACGCAAAGUGAAUACUGUAUUACGGUUAUGGAUAUGCUUGGCCCUAGUUUAUGGGAUCUCUGGAAGAGCCAAUCCGGCUUAAUGGACAAACAUAUGGUGAUCUGUAUUGCCAUUGAAGGGAUCUACAUUUUGAAAGAGUUUCACAGCAGAGGAUAUGUGCAUGGGGAUAUAAAGCCGGAUAAUUUUUGCCUUGGUCAAACAAACACACCUCAAGCAAAUAAACUAUUUCUGGUCGAUUUUGGAUUGGCUGCAAGAUGGCUUGAUAUUCGUACUAACAGUCACGUUGUUUAUGAUCAACAACCAUUUAGAUACAGAGGAACUAUGCGCUAUGCCAGCGUACAUGUUCAACUUGGAAGAACUCCUAGCCGUAGGGAUGAUUUAGAGUCCUUUGUUUAUAUGCUGAUUCUACUUCUCCAAGGUCGGCUUCCAUGGCAAGACCACAACGCCCCGGACCCGGUUGAACAUAAAGGCUUCAACGAGUGCAAAAUAAAGAGGGAAAUUUCUCUGGAUACUCUUUGUAGAACAUGUCCUAAACCUUUUAAACAGUUCGCCCAGAAUGUUUUUAGCUUGAAGUUUGAUGAGGAGCCUGAAUACACAAAAUAUAUAUCCCUCUUGAAUGUAUUAAUUAGUUCGAGUCCAGAUAUCGUCAGACCGAUCAAUAUCGAAACUGCUCAGACGUUGGGUGCCUCGACGACUGUACCUAGAGUGGGAGACAAGAGAGGAGCGAUCGAGAUGGACGAUAAUGAAGAUGAGCAACGAACGAAGAAGGUUCGGUCGGGCGUACCUGAAGCACAGUGGAUUAUUUUGUUCGAUGAUAGACCACCAAUGGAGCAAAGGUAUUUCUACGAUGUUGAAACUGUGAAUGUUGAUCAGCAUAUUGAGCAAGGAAAGAAGGAUGGCCUAUUUAUCAGCAAUGUAGCAUCUUGUUUGAACCUGUGGACCUUCAUUUUGGAUAAACAGACAGGCUUCACUGAUCAAGUUUAUUUAAUUUCGUCUACCUUCCUUGACAUGCACUGGAUUAUGAAACAGUGGGAUGAUAACUAUUACAUCACUGCACUGGCAGGGGCGGACGAUGGGGGCUCAUUCGUAGUUAUGUCUAAGGGGACUCCGUAUCUUGAACAAGAAUAUAGACUUAUGGAGUAUUUUCCGUACACGUGGAUUCAAAGGCAAUGGGACGCGGGCUUCAGUAUUACUUCCAUGGCCACUCAAGAAAACACAUGGGCGAUUAUUAUGUCGAAAGGAGCUGAAUUUUCGGAUCAAGUUGUGGAGCUAGACUUUCUUUACCCGAGUGAAGGUGUUCAUAAGAGAUGGGAAGCUUACUACUCUAUCACUUCAAUUGCAGCGACAAACGAUCAAACUGCCAUUAUUUUUAGUGCUCCCACACAGAAACCUUCUAAUACUAAUACACAGGGGAUACUUCGGUCACUUACUUUUCCAUAUCAACGUAUCGAGGAAUGUAGGAACAAUAAUCGUUAUGUCAUAUCUUUGUGCUAUGGAAGAUCCAACGUGUGACGAGGCGAGGCGAGGCUAGGCUUCAAAUAUAUUUUCUUUUAUAGUUACUCUAAUUACUGUGGUUCUCGUUUCUUGUAAUUAGUAUCGAACAGUAAUCACUUGAAGCUAGUCAGUCAUAAUAAUGUGCUUAAAGAAAUUUGUAUAGCAUAGAAUAGUAAUAUUCUCACUUGAAGCUAUGUUGAUGGUAUUGUGAUAAAUGCAAUCAGUUUUUUUCUUUUGCAAUGGAAAAUUACUGAAAUCUGUUUUUUGUUUGAUUAAUUAAUUAAUUAGAUUUUUCUGAUAGUUUAUAUUGUUGAAUUGAAAUGCAUGUAUGUAUUCUUCCGUACAAGUUACAGGGUUGAAUAACUAAUUAGACAGUGUGAAACUGAGUAACCCCGAUAAAUAGAUUUCUUAUCCAGUUGUGUAAUUAAAAAGCUUUAGUUUAUGAAAAAUUUCAAAGAAGAAUAAUUUUUUGAAUAUUAUGUUCUGUUAGACGAUAAAUAAUACAAAUUUAACAAAUAA
Molecule: messenger RNA, 2838 nt
Organism: Erythranthe guttata (spotted monkey flower)
Lineage: Eukaryota; Viridiplantae; Streptophyta; Magnoliopsida; Lamiales; Phrymaceae
Product: casein kinase 1-like protein HD16
Biological process (GO): protein phosphorylation
Molecular function (GO): protein kinase activity; ATP binding
Source: RefSeq, a predicted model, not a curated record